Molecule: messenger RNA, 996 nt
Organism: Dissoconium aciculare CBS 342.82
Lineage: Eukaryota; Fungi; Ascomycota; Dothideomycetes; Mycosphaerellales; Dissoconiaceae
Product: ARP23 complex 20 kDa subunit
Exons: 5
Coding region: 190-699 (169 amino acids)
Biological process (GO): actin filament polymerization; Arp2/3 complex-mediated actin nucleation
Cellular component (GO): Arp2/3 protein complex; actin cytoskeleton
Molecular function (GO): actin filament binding
Source: RefSeq, a predicted model, not a curated record
CUUCAAUGCUACUGCAACGACGUCCGACGUGAGGAAGAUCGCGAUUGUGUCAGAACAUUGAAUCAACUUUCUUCGCUGACUGCGAGUCGAAAGAUCGACCCCUACUUGAAGAGCGAACAGGAGAGACAAAUCGAAUUGUGAUCUCUUGCAUUUAUUCGUCGGGAUCUACUUGUCACGAAGACCGCAACCAUGUCACAAUCUCUCCGUCCGUACCUGUCGGCUGUCCGAUCGACGCUCACCGCCGCUCUCUCGCUUUCCAAUUUCGCCUCGCAAGCUUCCGAGCGACACAAUGUGCCCGAGAUUGAAGCUGCAACAUCACCAGAGGUCCUCCUGAAUCCCCUAACAGUGUCGCGCAACCAGGACGAGCGGGUGUUGGUGGAGCCUUCUGUCAACAGCGUGCGCGUCAGCAUACGGAUAAAGCAGUCGGACGAGAUAGAACACAUUCUCGUGCACAAGUUCACGCGCUUCUUGACGCAAAGAGCAGAGGCCUUUUUCAUACUCCGGAGGAAACCGGUGCCAGGCUAUGACAUUUCAUUCCUGAUCACCAACUUCCACACCGAGGAGAUGUUGAAACACAAACUUGUAGACUUCAUUAUUCAAUUCAUGGAGGAGGUCGACAAGGAAAUUUCCGAAAUGAAGCUCUUCCUGAACGCGAGAGCCCGUUUUGUGGCCGAGAGCUUCCUCGUACCGUUCGAUUGAUUCGCCCCCUCAUAUCAUCUGGAGGGACUAGAAAGGUUGUUUAAAUGAGCGCCUCUCACCACAUGUGCUGGUGGGACGAUGAGGUACGAAUUUAUGAUUGCGAUGCUCCAUCUAUACAAAAGUCAUCACACACGCGCAGCGCACCAAAGACCCCAAUAGAACGACGUCGCGCAUUGUUAUAACGAGCGAAGCCAGAAGCCUCUCUAGUCAUCGUGUGUGUUGUUCCACAUCUUCGCCGUCAUCGGGGCAGCAUUGACGGCGACUGUCAGUCGGUAGCCAACCAAACGCACACAAGCC